AUGACAGCAGCUGAGCACUUGCUUUGUCAAAUUCGGCCUCACGUCGGCGCGAUAGCGGCCACUCCGCAGGCCAUGGCGCAGGAAUGGCGCAGCAUUGCCCCCGACCAGCAGCAACAGCUAACUCUGGCUCCGUGCGCCGCAACGACUCCGGCUCGGACCCGAUCGACUGCUAAAAUGCUGCCGCGCUUUGACCCGGGCGUCAUGGAGACGUACCUGGACGACAUGCGCGAAAUGAAGGCAAGGGUCCACGAACUCUUUCGACAACAUCCGGACCUCCUUCCCAACGUGGAGGAGGGCCUUUCCAAGGAGGAGCACCGUGCUUUGGUUCGUCGCUCGCUUAAGGUCAUUUUGCAGGCCGGCUACAGUCCCCUGGACCUGCUUGCACGCGACCCCCGCAAGUACUUUUACCUGGGCGAGUGCCUCUCCAUGGUGGACCUGUCCCUGAUGGUCAAGAGCGGUGUGCAGUACAGCCUUUGGGGCGGCUCAGUUCUUAACUUGGGUAGCGAGGCGCACCGGCGCCGGUACUUCGACGACAUUGCGCAGUUUCGUUUGCCGGGUUGCUUCGCGAUGACGGAACUGAAACACGGCAGCAAUGUCGCGGCUCUCCAAACGGAGGCCGUGUUGGACGUGUUGACGGACGAGUGGGUCGUCCACACCCCGGACGAGGGAGCCAUCAAGUGGUGGAUCGGGAACGCGGCGGAGGAUGGCCGGGCGGCCACGGUGUUUGCCAGGCUCAAGGUGCCCGACCCGAACGGGGGCUCCAAGCUUGUGGAUCACGGCGUGCAUGCCUUUGUCGUACCGUUACGAGAUGAGAGCGGCAACUUGCUGCCUGGCGUCGAGAUCCGCGAUUGCGGCUACAAGGUGGGCCUCAACGGUAUCGACAACGGCGCCAUUCGCUUUACCCACGUCCGGGUGCCGCGGGGUAACCUGCUGGACCGGUUUGCGUCUGUGGAUAAGAGCGGCAGGUACAGCAGCCCGCUGACCAGCCAGGCUAGGAGGUUCGCAGCGACGUUGGGCGAACUGACUGGGGGCCGAGUGGGGCUGACGGCCGGCAGUGUGGGGGUCCUUAAGGGCGCGGUGACCAUUGCGGUCCGUUACGCGGCUCUCCGUCAGCAAUUCGGCCCCCCGGACUCCCCGGAGGUUGCCGUACUCGACUACCAGUCCACCCAGGUUAGGUUGAUGCCGCUGGUGGCGACCGCGUACGGCCUCCACUUCGCCAAGUGCCUGUUGGUGGAGAAGUACGUGGACAUGAAGAGAACCCGAGAGCCCAAGUUGGUGGAGGAGGCUGCGCUAUCGACGUGUCGGGAGGUGUGCGGCGGUCACGGCUACGCGGCCGUUAACCGGCUGGGGGCGCUGCGGUCCGAUCACGACAUCUUCCAGACGUUCGAGGGCGACAACACCGUCCUCUUGCAGCAGGUCUCCGCCAUGUUGUUGAAGGAGUACCGUCAGCAGUUCUCCGGCGCCCCCCUCACCGCCACCUACCACUACCUGCGCGCGGCCCUGCUGGGGGCGCUGCCCAACAACCCGCUGGUCACACACGACACGGAGCCGCGGCACCUGAGGGACCCCGCCUUCCUCUCCAAGGCGCUGGAGUACAGGACUGCGCGCAUGCUGUUCACGUUGAGCCUCCGCCUCCGGAAGCACGGCCCCCGUCUGGGCGCCUUCCACGCCUGGAACAAGUGCCUCAGCCACGUGCUUGACCUCGCCAACGCCUACGUAGAGAGCGUAGUGUACAAGGGCGCACCGGUAGUUGGUUCCCUGCAUCUUACAUAG
This is a messenger RNA of Volvox carteri f. nagariensis, 1773 nucleotides long. RefSeq lists its product as uncharacterized. Gene Ontology annotation, molecular function: fatty acid binding; FAD binding; acyl-CoA oxidase activity. Gene Ontology annotation, biological process: fatty acid beta-oxidation using acyl-CoA oxidase; lipid homeostasis. Gene Ontology annotation, cellular component: peroxisome. Lineage: Eukaryota; Viridiplantae; Chlorophyta; Chlorophyceae; Chlamydomonadales; Volvocaceae. The transcript has 14 exons. Bases 1 to 1773 code for a protein of 590 amino acids. The record is from RefSeq and is a predicted model, not a curated record.